Molecule: messenger RNA, 4299 nt
Organism: Achroia grisella
Lineage: Eukaryota; Metazoa; Arthropoda; Insecta; Lepidoptera; Pyralidae
Gene: Pka-C3
Product: cAMP-dependent protein kinase catalytic subunit 3
Exons: 7
Coding region: 189-1280 (363 amino acids)
Biological process (GO): protein phosphorylation
Molecular function (GO): protein serine/threonine kinase activity; ATP binding
Source: RefSeq, a predicted model, not a curated record
CGUCGCGGAGAGCACGCGUAUACCUCCAAAAAAAACCGCUCACGCGUUCGAUUACGAUAUUAUCACUGAAAUACAAAAACAAAAAUAAAACUCAUAAAAAUUAUGCACUACUAAUAUAAAAUUGUGUAUCUGUUCGAAAUAGACUUAGGUUGUACAAAUAAUAAUUUUGUAGUGUAUUGGUGGACUUUAUGAUGAUGAUGGCCAGUGCAAAGUUGGUGAGGAACUGUAGCUCGGAGCUCAGCUCCGACGUACGGUCGUUGUCCGUAGCGUCUUCCACUGAGGAACAGGAGUCGACCACCACAGAAUCUGAGUAUACUGAAGAAGAAAAAGAGUAUGAACUGGAUGAUCUUCAGAUAUUGAAAACAAUUGGUACCGGCACAUUCGGUCGGGUAUGCCUAUGUCGAGAUAAGGCUGCUGAUGAGUAUUUGGCUAUGAAAAUACUGUCGAUGGCGGACGUCAUACGUUUAAAACAAGUUGAUCACGUCAUGAACGAGAAAAAUAUAUUAUCAGAAAUUAAUCAUCCCUUUAUAGUAAACUUACGGUGGUGGACUCACGAUGAUUCGUGUAUUUAUAUGCUGUUCGACUACGUAUGUGGCGGCGAAUUGUUCUCAUAUUUAAGAAAUGCUGGCCGAUUCAGUAAUACUAUAGGUAAUUUUUAUGCAGCGGAGAUAGUAUCAGCAUUGGAGUAUCUACACGCUCGUAACAUCGUCUAUAGAGAUCUCAAACCUGAAAACUUACUGCUAGCGAAGGACGGCCAUUUGAAGAUCACCGAUUUCGGCUUUGCAAAGAAAUUAACUGACCGAACGUGGACACUGUGUGGUACACCGGAGUAUCUAGCACCAGAAAUUAUUCAGAGUAAAGGACACAACAAAGCAGUCGAUUGGUGGGCUUUAGGUGUCCUUAUUUACGAGAUGUUGGUUGGUUAUCCGCCGUUCUAUGAUGACAACCCAUUUGGUAUAUACGAGAAAAUUUUAAAUGGACGAGUGGAUUGGCCACGACAUCUUGAUCAAAUUGCAAAAGACGUUAUCAAGAAGUUACUUGUUCAAGAUAGGACCAAAAGGCUUGGCAACAUGAAGUGUGGUUCAGAGGAUGUCAAGAGGCACAGGUGGUUUAAACAUAUCGAUUGGGCAGAUGUUUUCAUGAAAAAGUUACAGCCACCAAUAAUACCGUCGGUCUCCUACGAAGGUGACACCUCCAAUUUUGACGAGUAUCCGGAGACUGACUGGAAGGCAGUACGUUCCUUGGAUCCAGAUGAACUCAAGUUGUUCGCCAACUUUUGAUGGACAACACAUACAUUAAGCAGUGGCUAUCAUUAACGGUUGUUUAUCUUCUGGAACAAUUAGUUUUAGUCUAUGAACAAUAGUACGCCAUCGUGGAGCUUUUUUCUGUACAUAAUGCCGCCAGAAGCCUAAGAGUUAUACAGUCAUUUACGUCAUUAGUAGUCAUUAGCGUUGUCUAUCAAGUUUGGACAGUGGCACUUUUUGAUUAUUGUAACACGUAUAAUACAAAAAGUUCUAAUAGUAAUAACGAAAGAGUAGCGUAUGUAAAUAUUGGGUUUAAUUUAAUAAUAUGUUAAUUUAUUAUAAGUUGUAUUAAAAUUAGUAGAAGAAGGAGUAAAGGACGUAAGAGUUUAUUGAUAGUAAAAAAAUAAUAACCGUCCGUUGUUGGAAGAUCUUAUGAGACUGCAAUUAAAGUGUUUUGAAGCAUGGUGUAGUAAUAAUAUUAGGCGAACAUGCAACAUGUGCGCUACAUAUAUUUAUAAUAAAUGCUUAACGAAUUAAGUAAGCUCCAGCAUACAUAGAGAUAUACAAUACACAGAGUAAAUUUCAUUCAAUAUACGCAACACAUGUGCAUUUAUUUAUAACAUACUUGAAAUAUUCGGCUAAGAGAACGCUUUCCCUAAACGCCUGCAUUCCCUGUUAGAUUUAAAGGAACUAAAAGUAUAUUUUGUACAGUAUAUAUUCCCAGUUUCAGCAGUAGAUUAAGAAGAUUAUUAUAAGAUGUAUGAUUAUCUAUAUCAAAUAUCUAUGAUAUUUCUAAGGUAAUAUUUAGGUAGUAAAUAAUUUGGUUGGUUUAUUACUUAAAUAUUAUCUUAGAAAUGUUAUAAUAGGUAAAUUUGAUGGAUAUUUUUUUGCAUUACAUAAUGAGAGCGUCCUCUUAGAAUUUCGCAGCUAUUCACAAUUAUCUAGUGAUCUUAAAUAUCCUAAUAUAUAACUAACUAAGAAUCAUUGAAUGAUUUAUUUCUUUAUUUUCAUGUUGUGAGAAUAACUUGUGUCCUAUAGAGGGUUAAAUAGUUAGUAGUAGUUAUUAAUACGGUAGGUUCGAUUUAUCGAGUUCUAUCGACAAAAUGAUGAAGUCAGUUAAAUUUAAUUUAUGUAUAAUAAUAAAAUAUAUUAAAUUGCACUGCGUAGGGUUUAAGAAAGCCAGUCGAUACGACAUAUAUUUUUAAUAUUGCCAGAAAAGUUAUAUGUAAUUAAAAAUUAAAAUAAAUAAAUUUUAAAUUAAUCACGCUUUACAAUUCCAUUGCUUCUUAGUGCAAGGUUUAAAUUAUUAGUCGUUAGAUAAUUUAGUUUUAUUUUGUUGUAUAUAGUAGUUCAAUAUUUUUGAUUAUCUGUGGGUUAGUAUAGUUUCAAGAAACUAUGAAGAGUGUUAUAUGAUAGUUUGGUCUGAGCAAGAAGGAUUCUUAUCUUUCUGUUUAAGUUUUUUUAUACUCCGACGGUAACAAUCAAGCCCUUGGUAAUCAAUAUGGCGUUUUUCUUGCUAUAUGGUAAUCGUAACCUAUGCAACAAUGGAACACCAAAAUAACACACUUUUGUCCGCACUUUCUAUUCACCAAUCGUGUUAGAUCAAUAUCAAAUAGAGCUAGAAUUUAUAUUAUCAUAUGUAACACAUAUAUUUUUGUUUGAUAAAUGGGUUAAAAAUACACAGAACAUUAAUUUCGUUUACAUUUCAUAAAUAGAAUAAAAUAAUAAGCACAGAAGUCUUCUGUGCUUGAACCCAAUUUUACGAAGAUUUAUUGAUUGUUAUUUCUUUUUUUAGUUUCAUCCACUCUUUCAUAGUCGUUCCAGAUUAUCUACUGAAUCGUUAUCGAUUCAAUAGAUAAUGAGGAACUAUAAUUUGCAUAUGCAAAAUAAGGUUUUAGACGUAAUUUUUUUGCUAUACAUUGAAAGAUAGGUCAGUAAGGAUAUUUGUUUUUCGAAAGGACAAUUAGUCAAGAUUUUGUUUGGUGUCAUGCAAUUUUGUAUAAUAUAAAUUUUAUUAUAUGUGUUAUAUUAUAUUUUUUUUUGUGUGGAACUGCACCUAGUUUUUGGUAAAAAUAUUAAUUUCUGUUUAUGAUUUGUCGAUUGGUAAGUAUUACAUAUUUUCUGUAUGUUUUUACGAAAUAACCUUAAGUAUGAAAAAGCCAUAUAAUUAUAUAUAAAAUCGGUUAUUUACACCUGUUUUAACAACAAAUAUUAUUAAUUGUUGUUAUUUUAAUUUAUGGUAAACAAUUUAUUAUGUAACAAUGUUAUUAAUUUUUAAGAAAUAAUUUAUAUAAAAACAUAUUUUAAUAUAACUUUAUCUAAGCUACAGUUCUAUUCUAUAUUAGUACAUUGUCUUACAAUAUUACCACUACAAAUCAAUUUCAAUACCAAGAUUUAUAUAUGACAGAUGUAAGUAGGUACAUAUAUAUGUGUAUGAUAUUAAGAAAAAUAAAAUAACCUAAUAGAAAUGUUAUCAAUCUUGCAAACUACAAUCACGUAUGAAACAAAUUUCGUAUUACUGCAUAAUAAUACGAAAUUUGUUUCACACGUGAUUGUAGUUUAAAAUGACAACAAAUUUCUAUGUAAAACAAUUAAUGUUUGAGGUUAGUUGGAGAUCUAUAGGAACGGUAAACAUACUGCUAGAGCACAAAUAGUGGACUAAUAGGAUGGUUAUGUGACGUGAAAUCUAUUUUUAUUAAAAAAUAUACUGAAUAAAUAAUUUAAAAAUGAAUUGGUAGUAAUAACCAAAUAAGUAAUGUUUAUCUGAUUUUAUAUAAUAUUGUAAAUAUUGGAUAUAUUUAACCAACAAUCUAUACGGUAAGCUUUAUGGACCGUUGGUUGACUAUUUCCGAGGUUUUCUCCUAUUUAUUUGAGCUCGGCUAUGGGCUUAACUGUUCUCGAAGAGAUAAAUGUGUAUUAUUUAUAAACAGGCCAUAUAAUAUAUAUAUACUUUCUGUGAUGUCAUUAGUCUUGAAAUUCAUAAAAAAAUUAAGCAAAACAUUGGAGAUUUUUAAUUAAUAAAAUUGAGAAUGUUGACAGGGUUGUAAAUUAUAAA